UUUGAAGACAUUAAGGCAGAAUUUUCUGUAAAUUUGCUUUGAAAUAACAUGGAUUGAGAAAAGCACUACAUUUUUGAAAAUGAACAUUGACACUAUUUAAAUACAUUUAAUUGAAAGUCAAAUGUGUUUCACCCUUGUAUUUUCAGUGGUUUAAGGGUCAGAGACUCAUGAUCUUUUUGGCUUGGUCAGCAAAAACAGUGUUGAACUAACACAGAGUUGACAUUAUAGCAGAUUUUAGACAGUUUUAAACUUCCCCUUGUGUCUGCAUGGCAUGGCAGGAAGCAAAAAGCAGAAGGGAGAGAGUAAGAUUCAUUUCCUUUCAGAAAGGUCCAAAAUAAAGAUUGUUUGCUGAAACCAUGUAGUGAGACCUGUCAAGGAAAACUCAUCACUUUUUAUCUUGGAGUCAUGCUGAGGAAUUACUCAUCCAUGGAGCUCACAACAGUGCCGGCAGAUAUCACGGGCAGUUACUCCAACCAGACCGACAGGAAUCAGUCAUCGGAGGCCUGUUCCCGCGACAGCGCUCUGAAGACAAUCGUGUUUCCUCUCCUCUACACCAUCCUCUUCAUCCUGGGCAUGUCACUGAAUGGCCUGGCAGCAUGGGUGUUCCUCCGAAUCCCCAGUAAAUCUCACUUCAUCAUCUAUCUGAAGAACAUUGUCGUGGCUGAUAUUAUCAUGACCCUCACCUUCCCCUUUAAGAUCCUCAGCGAUGCGAACUUAGCAACCGUCGGCGUGCGUGUGUUUGUCUGCCGUGUGUCGUCUGUGCUGUUCUACCUCACCAUGUAUAUCAGCAUCCUGUUCUUCGGCCUGAUCAGCAUCGAUCGCUGCAGGAAGACCAUGUGGCCCUUUGUGGGCACCAACUCCAGACGCCUGCUCCACAGAAAGAUCCUCUCGGCCUUCAUAUGGACGUCACUGUUGGCCCUCGUGCUGCCCAACGUGAUCCUGACCAGCCGUCUCAAUACUUCGGACCACUUUAAAUGCAGUGACCUCAAGACGGAUCUGGGACUGAAGUGGCAUGAGUUGGUCAACCACGUGUGCCAGGUGAUCUUUUGGGGAAACCUCGUAACCGUGAUAAUAUGUUACACGCUCAUCUCAAAAGAGCUCUACAAGUCUUACGCCCGCACUCGAGCUCAACACGAGGCAAGGCAGGAAGCGAAUGUCCCACACAGACAGCUAAACAAGAACAGCAUUCAAGUGAAUGUGUUCCUGGUGUUGGCUGUCUUCUUUGUUUGCUUCGUUCCCUUCCACUUUGCCCGAGUACCGUACACUAUUAGCCAGACACGAGGACAGAUGUUCAACUGCCAGCAGAAGCUGUUCUUCUUCCAGCUGAAGGAGAGCACACUGUGGCUGUCCUCCCUUAAUUCAGUGCUGGAUCCUCUCAUUUACUUCUUCCUCUGCAAGUCGUUCAGGACAUCCCUGUUUAACACCCUGCAUCUGUCUCCUGGCCGCUGCGGGGAGCUUGGGACAGACUCGACCAGCACUCCUCUGUAAAACACGCAGACAUGAUGGACAAACGCUCAGUCAUUCUGUGCAAUAAAUGUGAAAAUGUUGUGGUUCUCCUACACGUCUACUCUUCCAUUUAAACUGAUUUGCACACUGUAACAGCAAAGUGCUACAUGGUGAAUCAAACCUUUUAACAACAUCUCUUCUCUGGCUCAUUCCACUCUCUUUCACACAAUUACCUCAGUCUGACCCUGAUUCAAAUUAAGAGGCUUUACCUGCCAUGAUUGGCUAGCGGAAGAAAGGAUGUCAGCUGACACAACGGCAGGAGUGAUCAAUGUUCUCCAUGUAGAUGUGUGACCUUAAAGCUUGUGUUGUGCUAAGAUAAACAUUCAUAGAGUUCUUAAUGUUCAUCAAUGUCAAGUGCCAGUGGCAGAAGUACCUUUGAUCCUUACUAAUUUGUAAAGGCGUGGAAUGCAAUAGUAUUUUGGUGAGUUGAGUAUUUGUUGUCACUGACAAACCUUCUGCCAGGCAUCCAGACGUGCAAUGUACUAACAUUUUUCAUGAAAACUUGGCAUUUUAAAUACAAAGAUACAGUAAAUAGAAAAUUAAUGCAACCACUUAACUGAUCAAUGCCACAGUGCAUGAUGGGAAUCUAAGUACUGUGGAUAUAACACUAUAACAAGUAAUGUGUGAAUUAAAGACAUUAUUGUAAUGCAGUCACACAGUCUCUGACUGUUGCAACACAUCACUGUUUUUCUUCAUCUUGUGCUUCACAACCGGACGUUUAACUGUCUGUUCCAGGGUUGUUGCACAAUUUAACAUAAAAUGUAAUGCUUUUUAAGAUAUGAACUAAUAAAAUUAAUACCAUAUUUCUACACUAUAAUAAACACACACAAAAUACAUCUCAAAAUAAAUCACGUAUGAUAUUUCUUUCUUUCUUUUACUCAAACUAUAAAAACACAUUUUGUAUUUAGCCAGUUUUCACUAAAUAAGGCUAUGGAAGAAUUAUAUUUAAUCAUACCAGCUCUUUACACACACAUAAUUAACAUUUACCUAUUUAUUAAACAAAAACUGUAAAAUGUCAUGUGGAACAUCAGUGACUAUUUUGAUGAUUGGAAUAAAAUAACUUGUUUGUGGAAUUUAUACAAAAAUAAGUAAAUAAAUAAAAAGAACCAUAUUUUCAAAAGGAAUAAAAAAAAAAAAAAAGCGUGAUGAAAACUUCUGUCAUCAUUUACUCACUCUCAUGUUGUUCCAAACUUGCAUGUCUUUCUUCAAUGGAACACAAAAGAAGAUAUUAAACAUGAAACAUGUAUCUCUGAAAUUCAGCAAUCUUCAAAAUUGAAUAAAGAAAAAAAAAUCAUACGUUUGGAAUGACCUCAAGGUUGCGAGCACAGUCGAACGCACAGCCUUUGCUAAGUAUUCUUCAUUUGACUCAUACGUAUACACAAGCGUUCGACACAUGCGCAGUUUUGAGCAAUCUCUCACCAUGAGUUACAACCCAUGUAAACAUGUUUGUAUUCUUUCAUGCUAGAGUUGUACAAAUGAGAGUACUUUCUAACUUCUUCACACAAUCUGUCGUCUAUGUAGACCUCCACUGUCUCUGUAACUUGCAUGCAUUCUGAUCUGUUCUGUUUAUGCAGUUUUUCUUUGACGACCUUGUGAAUUGACACUCCCAGGGCACAGUUGCCACCUUGUGGAUAAACUAAUUACUGCAAAAAAAUUAAAUGCGGACGUGCGACCUGCGCUUACAAGUAUGCGCGGUUACAAAAAUCCGGCAGUGCGCAUACAGUACGAGCGUACUCUUCUGAUGACAAAAUUUGCAUCACGCACUGUACGCUGACCCUCACAUACACAUAAAAAGUGAAGUAAAUUUUGGUCUUAAAUGAUAACACAAGCGUCAUGAAAUGUGUGUUACACAGACUUGAAAAGGACUGCACUUUCUUAAAGCUGCAAUUAAACUAGAUUUGAGCCUUCAAAAACUUUUCAGGGCACGGCAACAGACAGGAUAUGAUGUCAAUAAAUAAAUAGCACCUAUUAAUUGAAAAUAUUUCUACUCCACUUUCCUGCAACACUGCAAAGUUGUUUUUAUCUUUUAUUGGUCACUCAUAUUCAUGUCAUAUGAACUCACAGGACAGAAUUCCCCAGUGUCAUAUCCCUGUGGUCUCCUGCAUUCAUAUGCGGUCAAUGAAAGACAAUGGAGAAAAGUCUAGCCUGACUGCCUUUAAACGCAUUAGUGAGAAUCUGCAUUGAUCUACAUCAACAGAAUUCUGCAAAUAAUAAAAUAAUUCAUAAUAAAGACUUUUUGUUAUAAUAUUUGAGCUAUCUUUAAGACAUUUUAAGAUGUUUUAAUGACCCAUGGGAGGGCCUUUUGGUGGAAUGUGGUUUGCCAACCUCAAACCAAUCUGCUGACACCAUCACAACUUUCGAGAAACAGCUGAAGAAGCUCCUCUUCUGCAAGCGCUUACAUAAACUAAUCCAUAACCAUGAACACACUUUGUUUGUUUGUUUAUAUUUGGCAGUGUGUACUAUGUAUGAAUAUUGUUGCUCAUGAUAAAUUGCUUGUGACGUUCUUUGUUUGUAAGUUCCUUUGGAUAAAAGCAUCUGGUAAGUUAAUAAUUAGAAUUGUAUGGUUUGUUGAAGAUAUCGCUUCAGAAGAAUAAUAUCUUUCUCCAUGAUCAUCAUCAUUAAUUCCAAAACUGAAGUAUCCUUCCUUUAUUGACAGUUGUCAUGAUGUUCCUCCUCUCUGUCUUUUCUGAAUUCUCUGUUAUGAAGCUGAAGUCAUUCCAUUUCCAUUCACUUGGUCUCCUUAUGCAUGUUUGUUGCAGAUAACUGCAAGUACACUUAAAAAAAAAAAACAUCACUGGCAUUGACACUAUGUUCAACCAAAGAGAAACCACGUGAACAAUGUUUUCUUCAUCUGUUCUUUUACUCAAAAACUGAGUGCAAAAACUGGUUGUACCAUGCAGGGAUAAAAAUAAAGGAUAAUUGUGCAAAGAAA
This is a messenger RNA of Ctenopharyngodon idella (grass carp), 4438 nucleotides long. It is a transcript of the gene p2ry12, whose product is annotated as purinergic receptor P2Y12. Lineage: Eukaryota; Metazoa; Chordata; Actinopteri; Cypriniformes; Xenocyprididae. Gene Ontology annotation, biological process: G protein-coupled receptor signaling pathway. Gene Ontology annotation, molecular function: G protein-coupled purinergic nucleotide receptor activity. The transcript has 2 exons. Gene Ontology annotation, cellular component: membrane. The record is from RefSeq and is a predicted model, not a curated record. Bases 406 to 1488 code for a protein of 360 amino acids.